UUUUUUUUUGUUUUUUUUUGUUUUUGUUUUUAAUCUCGAAACCUGUCAAAACCAAUCGCUAUAUUUGUUUUUACCUAAAAAAAAAAAAAAAAAAACGAAAAUGCUCAAGUUCCAACUCGCUACAGCGGAAGAUAUUAAGAACGCUGCUACUAUUGAAAGAAGAAGACAAAUUGAAGAAAUAAGAAAAUCCCGAAUCUUCAAUCCUCGGAUACGUAAAAUUGGGGUUGACAAAGAAUUCUUAGAUAAGCAAAUUGAAGAAAAAAAAUAUCAACGAGAUGCCGAUAAAGCAAAAGAAGAACAAAUGGACCAGGCACUUGUUCAAAGCAGCAAAAUUGCAAUUAUUUUGGAAAAAAAAGAAGAGGAGGAAAGAAGAAAACUUUUGAAGGAAAUCAACACAUAUCGACAAGUUUGUCAACGAUCAGAAGAUCGUCGAGACUAUGAUCUUUAUGAUCCGAAUGGAUUGAAAAAAACUCCACAAGAAAAUAUUGUUUGCGGUGAUACACGAUAUGGUUUAGCAUCUGCACAAGUGUUCGAAGGAGAAGACUGCAAUAAGAUGCAGCGUUUGAAGGAGCAAAAAGAGCAAAUGCAAUCGUGGGUAAUGCAACAAAUGAACGAACGUCGAGCUGCUGAAAAGGAGAGUCGCGACGCUGAGAAAGCUUAUCAAGAUGCAGUAGUUGCCCGAGAUAAACGUGCAAUUGCACUUGAGCUUAUGGAAGAAGAAUGUCGUCGAAGACUGAGAGAAGCUACAGCAAAAUUUAAUAAAGCUCUCGCGGAGGAACAAGAAUACCGAAGGCGUUGUGAGGAAAUUCAGGAUGAUGAAGAUAAGCGAGCUGAAAUAUAUAAUCAUGUUACUGGUGAUUUUCUCACUGAGGCAAAGGAACAAGCCGAAAGUAAUCGUGGACCAAACAAACCUUUGGCCUCCAGAUAUAAGGGGAUGACCUCCGAGGAAUUAAAAACAUAUCGCGACGAACAAUUGCGACAAAUCGAAGAAAUCCAGAAAAUAAAAUUUGCCGAAAAGCAAAGAAAUGAUGAUUGGAAUCGCCAAAUGUCAGGAAAUGCUCGUACUGCAGAAACCUAUUAUCGUGAAUUAGAACGAAAAAAAGCACAACUGAAUAAGCAAAUUGCUGAAGAAAAUCUUCAACUUGCCGAACAACAAAAAUCUCAACAGAAAUAUUUAAAUCGUAUCAUAUAUAAGAAUAAAUCAACUCCGGAAUUUUUUUCACAAUUCAAUAAGAGUACACGUUAAAAAUAAUUUUCAAAAUAAAUUUGUUUUAAUUAAUAUUAAAUUAAAAAUUUGUUUUUAAAGAAUGCUGAAAAUAAUUAAAGAGGAACAGUUUCAUAAAUAAAAAGAUAAAUCUAUGUACAGAAAUGUUUUAUUCUUAAAUUAUGCACAAAUUGCAAUCAAUACAAAUGUAUCUGAAACAAGCAAGUUGGGGGAUAUCUCAGUUUUUCUUUUUUGUCUGCCACGUAAUUUUUUUUUCUUUUUUUAAUCGGAUGUUACGGCAGCAAUUAGUAUGUGUCAUUAAGUUUUUGCAUUGAAUCGUUUUCGGCUUUAUUUUUUUAAAUAUUGUUUUUAAAAAAAUUUGCACACUUUGAUUCACAAAAAAGACACGUCAAUUAAGUUGUUGUCAUAUCCGGAAGAAAAGACUCGUCAGUUUUAAAUCGAUUAAAUCAAUUUAAAACCGCUUUAUCGUAUCUAUUUUUAAUAGCUUAGUAUAGUAAAGCUAGUUUAUUUGUUCAGACAUCCACAUUAUUUUUUUUUUUUUUUAUGUUUUUUUGACUAAGUAGUAUUAUAGUAAUAAAGGUAUGAGCUAAGUUCUGCACUUCAGCUAGAUAUCAUAAAACAUGUAUCAUUCCUUCUCUCUGGCACAUCAUACAUUGGUAUUACUAAGUAUACGUUUACCGUUUUUUUUCAUCAUAUAUAAAUCAUGUGAAACAAUGCAGAAACGAAUUGUAUAUAAAAAGAAAUCUAUUAUUCGUUAUAAUUAGAUUAUAUAUCGUAGUUACAGAAAAAAAGGAAUGAAACUAAAUUAGUGAAAAAAAAAAUGGGGAAUAAAAAGAAAUAUUAAUCGCUGGUGCACACUUUUUGGGUGUGUGAAUCAAAAUCUUUCGAAGGAAAAAAAAACAAAAUAAGCCAGUUCAGCGCUCUUCAUGAUAGUACAAUUAUUAAUUAGCACUCAAUUAUUGAAACAUAAAAAUCUAGUCUUGUUAAGUAACUCUAUGAGUAAUCAUAAACCAAAAAAAAAGAAA
Molecule: messenger RNA, 2250 nt
Organism: Leptopilina boulardi
Lineage: Eukaryota; Metazoa; Arthropoda; Insecta; Hymenoptera; Figitidae
Product: RIB43A-like with coiled-coils protein 2
Exons: 7
Coding region: 101-1246 (381 amino acids)
Source: RefSeq, a predicted model, not a curated record